Molecule: messenger RNA, 1787 nt
Organism: Cimex lectularius (bed bug)
Lineage: Eukaryota; Metazoa; Arthropoda; Insecta; Hemiptera; Cimicidae
Product: testis-specific serine/threonine-protein kinase 1-like
Exons: 6
Coding region: 344-1411 (355 amino acids)
Biological process (GO): intracellular signal transduction; protein phosphorylation; microtubule cytoskeleton organization
Cellular component (GO): cytoplasm
Molecular function (GO): tau-protein kinase activity; ATP binding; protein serine/threonine kinase activity
Source: RefSeq, a predicted model, not a curated record
CUUGUAUACACUUUAAAAAUACACAUGGCACAAUUGGAAGUAGGUAAUUUUAUUAACAAAAUCAUCGAUACAUGUGAUAAAAACUUACCAACACAGCUGAUCACACACAAAAUUUAGCCCAUCAAACUUUGGUCAAAUUCAUUUUAAAUUCAUGCGUUUUCAAUAACAAGGCCUGGCAAAGCCCAGGGGAUGUACAACCACAGAAGACAAACUGCCCAAACAAAAAACAGCAUCUACAAGCUUUUCGGAUCCAAUGCUCAUCAAUCAAGAUUAAAAAAGGAAUUCAAAUUUCAAAAACCGCCUCUUGGAGGCUGAUUGCGGGGGAUUUUAAGGCCUCAAUGUCAUGGUCGGUAGCACUCCUACGGCAGUAAAAAGACACAUGCCGUCACCGACGCGCGAGGACCGAAAGCAGAGUACAAGGCCUAAACCACCAAGCACUCCAGGAAAACAACAAGCCAGCAAACACAGCACUAGCGAAUCAUAUGGUUCCAAGGUACAAAUAAGCAACGAAGAACUAGAGAAACUCCAACAAAAGGGUUACACGGUCGAGAAGCCUUUGUCGCAAGGAUGUUCCGGCCGGAUUUACCUUAUGACCUACAGGCCUCCGCACAAGAAGAACGCCCCGGCCACGAAAAUGGCUGUCAAAGUUAUAGACAGGGCGAUGAUAGGGGAAAAGUUUCUCAAGAAAUUCUUGCCGAGGGAGAUCGCCAUUUUAGCAGAACUCAACAACCCCCACUGCGUUCAAGUUUAUUCAAUUAUGGAAGUCAAUAUGAAAAGCUUCUUCUUCAUGAGAUUUGCUGAAAAUGGUGAUUUGUUGGACUACUUGACUACAAGGGGCGCAGUCGACGAAACACACGCGAGGCUCUGGAUUCGUCAGCUUCUUCUUGCCCUGGACUACCUCCACCACAAGUCGAUAGCACAUCGAGACAUCAAAUGCGAAAACAUACUCGUGACGGAAAAUCUCAACGUAAAACUGGCGGACUUCGGUUUCGCCAGGAGUUGGGUCGGCCCCGACGGCAAAGAUUUGCUCUCGGAGACGUACUGCGGAUCCCUUUCUUAUGCCGCGCCUGAAAUUUUGAUCGGAAAGCCCUACUGUCCGAAAAGGGUGGACGUUUGGUCCAUGGGUGUCGUCCUGUUCAUUAUGUUCAAUCUUGCAAAGCCCUUCGCUCAGACAGUUCCAGCAUCGGCUUUGCAAGCCCAGUUGGCCAGAAAUUACAGAUGGUCUCCGAGAGGUGUGAGAAAUGCGAGCAUAAGCUGCAAAGCUUUUGUAUCGAUGAUGCUGGAGCCGCAGGCCCAGAGGAGGCCGACUGCAGCAGAUCUGCUAACGGAGAGGUGGAUGAUGGAAGACGUUGAUAUUAUCCGUCUUCUUCCCCACGACCCGACCACCUACAAACUCCAUCCCAACGAAUAGCCCAGUGAUUUUUGUCGAAUAAUAACUUCGAGCGUAUUUGCCGAACCAGUGGACUCGUUUUGUGCCGUGUGUGGUUUGAAAAUUUCCGAUGGUUUCAGGUGGAAUUCGCGUGGUGCGCGCGUGAGCGGAAAUGCUAAAGCAUUUGUCGCCUCGAUGCUAGAGCCGAAGAACACCGUCAGACCUUACCCUUCUCAACUUCUUGUCGAGAUGUGGAUGAAUGACGAUCCUGAAAUUCUGAAGCAUCUUCCUUACACACCCAAGUAAGGACGGGAGUCGAGUAUGGUUGCUGAAUAUCAUCGGAAAAGUAAAUAGCAGGAAAACCGUUUUAAAACAUAUUGUCGUCAUUUUUAAUAAUAAAAAUAUUUUAAUUCGUUCA